Magnolia sinica is the source of this 1113-nucleotide messenger RNA. Its product is annotated as calcium and calcium/calmodulin-dependent serine/threonine-protein kinase-like. The record is from RefSeq and is a predicted model, not a curated record. Bases 1 to 1113 code for a protein of 370 amino acids. Gene Ontology annotation, molecular function: calcium ion binding. The transcript has 7 exons. Lineage: Eukaryota; Viridiplantae; Streptophyta; Magnoliopsida; Magnoliales; Magnoliaceae.
AUGCCAUUACUCGCUGGGUUGAGUUCUGAUUAUCUUCACGUUCGUGAUCAGGUUAUUAUGCAGGAUCCCCUUCUCCUAUUGACGACAGUCUAUGCCAUGUGUCAGCGAGUUAUGGUCUCUACUCUUUAUUCUCAUUCAUUUGUGCCACCUAAGCGUUCGACACAUCUUACUGGCGAUCAGUCCUCCCUUGGUCUUCAGGUACCAUCCUUGAGCUUAGGGCGUAUUUCUGGUUUUGGUAGUCAUGGUAGUACUUUUGAUCGCCGCUCUAUAUCCGGCUUUUGUACCUUCCUAGGUAGCAAUCUUAUAACCUGGAAGAGCAAAAAGCAGCUAGUUAUUGCCCGGUCCUCGGCAGAAGCAGAAUAUCGUGUUAUGGCUCAUGCGACGUGUGAACUUUUUGAUGAACAUACUUGGAAGACCAUCUCUUCAUCCGCAAAGCAAUUGAUUUCCAGUCUUCUAACUGCUGGUCCUCAUAGAAGACCCACUGCACAAGGGCUUCUACUGCAUCCAUGGGUGAUUGGUGACUCUGCAAAGGACCUAAUGGACUUGGAGGUUGUUUCACGGCUGCAAAGUUUCAAUGCAAGGUGCAAAUUCCAUAAUGCAGCAAUAGCGAGCGUGUUGGGUAGCAUGGUUUUCUUGCAAACGAAGAAGUUGAGGACUCUGUUAGGGUCCCAUGAUCUUACUCAUGAGGAGCUCGAGAAGCUGAGAAAACAUUUCAAGAGAAUAUGUGCAAAUCGAGACACUGCCACUCUUUCUGAAUUUGAACGAGUGCUAAAAGCAAUAAACAUGAGCUCACUUCUCCCCCUUGCUCCACGUGUCUUUGAUCUAUUCGACAACAACCGUGAUGGGACUGUGGACAUGACAGAGAUCCUAUGUGGGAUGUAUGAUAGAGUCAGGUCAGGAUGCAUCAUGAAGGAAGAAGUAGCGUCAAUGCUUAGAGCCUUGCCAGAAGACUGCCUUCCUGCAGACAUAACUGAACCUGGGAAGCUUGAUGAGAUUUUCGAUCAGAUGGAUGCCAAUAGUGAUGGAAAGGUCACGUUCGAUGAGUUCCAAGCUGCCAUGAAGAGAGACAGUUCCCUCCAAGAUGUAGUCCUCUCUUCUUUGCGGCCAAUCUAG